AUGAGCAAGACUUGCUCUGCGUGCAGGCACGUCCCGCUUCCCCUCCUCGUCCCUGCGCUCUAUCUCACCCUUUCUUCUCCUCCAGAAGCCGAAAAGUCCGAUGCGACGGCGUCACCCCGAUCUGCACUCCUUGUGCAAAGGCGCGACGCCCCGUUGACUGCUCGUACGCCACCGGCAAUUCGUCGCCCACUCCAAAAGGCCCUCUUCUGCAGAAAGGGAGCGCAUGCUACGCGUGCAGCGGGCAAGGAGCAUGAAUGCCAGUACGAGGAGAAUGUCCAACGCAAUCUGACUGAGGCGCUCAUGGCGCGCAACCGCCAGCUCGAGCAGCUCGUCGCACACUACGAGCAGUCCAGCCCCACGGCUUCAUCGCCAGAUCAGUCGAAUCCGGCUUCCCCAUUUAUUACUGCUGAGUUAAAUGAUUUCUUAUCAUCAGUGAACUCGUUGCAGCACUCGUCACUAUUCCCAUUCGUCUCCGCAAACAGCAAUGGCAUCCACGCGGGACUAUCUGCUCCUGGUCCCGUUUACAUGCUAAGUAGCCCCGAACCAGACACACCCUCGACAGAUAUCUCGUCACAGUCUGACCACUUCAGUCUGAACUCGCCGACGUUACAAGAGCUCUCCGAAUUCCGUUCGACGUUCCUUUCGCAUCAUGGGCAGCUGGGCGUUAGCUUCCCAGAACCCAAAAUGCGUGCUAUCCUGGACGGCGACAUAUCCGGCACUUACGCGCACCCGGUACUCAUUUACGUCGCGCAACUGAUGGGCUGUCGCCUCUGGCAGGAGCAGCACCGUACGGUUCUGAACACCCCAGUCGAGUUCAUUCAAUUGCAAUUCGUGGAACAGGCGCUACUGGAUGGACCGGACCCUGUGACAAGAUUGCAAGUCCACAGCGUGCUCGCUAUCUACUUCUUGAUCAAGCGCCAAAUGCACGAAGGCCGGGAUCAACUACUCAGAGGCGCUCAGACUGCCGUCCAGUACGGCCUCCGCUUCGACAGUCACACUUCAGAGGGCCUGCAGCCACUAGCGGACACCAGCGACAUUGCGCAAGAGCACAUUUGCGCCCUCAGCCAGUUGAUGUAUCUUGACAAGGCCGCGGCUAUCGUACUCAAUGACCCCUCGCUGCUGAGCGCCGAAUAUGAUCAGCAAUUCCGACGUUUACCCUACAUCUUCCCUACCAUCUCCAAGAACAACCUCGUCGUGCUGCGCGCGCGCAGCGUUGCGCUGCUUCAAGCUAGUCGGCAGCUGUCUGCGCGCUGGACCGAGUUCAUCAUGAGCCUCGGCUGCAUGCAGGACGUGACGUCGCCCACCACACAGAUGCAGUGGUAUGAGGAGUACUUCGAGUUGCUUGACGAUGUGUCCGAGCAGAUCUCGACGCUGACGCCGACAAUGCUCAAGACGAGCUUCUUCCACCACCGUGAGGAGACGCUCGCGCUGAAAAUGUGUCUUAUCAUCUCCCUGACGGCCGCCGCGGAGCUGCACCGUCUGCUCGCGUAUCAGCACCCUGAGUCGCGCGUGCGCUGUGUCGACGUCGUGUUUGAGAUUGUCGCGAUCACGAAGGGAUUGCAGGACGAUGACUACAUCUUCCUCGACCCGAUCCUUGGGACGUGCUGGUCGAUGGUCGCCACCGUGCUCAAUCAAGAGCGAAUAUCACCACUCGACGAGACGCUGGUCUUGCAGUGGAGGUCCUCCGUGACCGUCAUUCUGCACUCCGCGUCCAAACUGGGCCACACCCUCCCCUUCAUGGAAGACUCGAUGGAGACCAUCAACGGCGUCGCCUCCCUCGCGGAGGAGUCGCCGAAACCUAUGCCCGUGUCCGUAAUGUGA
Molecule: messenger RNA, 1821 nt
Organism: Postia placenta MAD-698-R-SB12
Lineage: Eukaryota; Fungi; Basidiomycota; Agaricomycetes; Polyporales; Adustoporiaceae
Exons: 9
Coding region: 1-1821 (606 amino acids)
Source: RefSeq, a predicted model, not a curated record